This is a messenger RNA of Brassica napus (rape), 1659 nucleotides long. Its product is annotated as GDSL esterase/lipase At2g30310. Gene Ontology annotation, molecular function: hydrolase activity, acting on ester bonds. The transcript is spliced from 3 exons. NCBI's taxonomy places the organism in Eukaryota, Viridiplantae, Streptophyta, Magnoliopsida, Brassicales, Brassicaceae. The coding region runs from base 583 to 1659 and encodes 358 amino acids. The record is from RefSeq and is a predicted model, not a curated record.
CUAUAAACAUUUUGUAGUGACCAGGAUGCUCCAAUUAAUUCGUAAGAGUAUUUUUCUGAGUGAAUGUGCCUUUAAAUUUUUGUAGAUGCGUUUGGACAAAAACAUAUAUUGGAGUAUUCAUGGAUCGAGUCAACGAAUACUUGGGUUGAUUCAAGUACAUCUGGACAAAAAAUUUACCAGAAUAAUUUUUACCAAAAUAAAAGUUUCAACCUUUUUUGUUAGAACAAAUUGGUUCUUAUCUUUUUACUCGAGAGUACAAAAUUUUCCAUUCUUAGUAUAAAAUAUAAUUAGGGUUUGUUUAUUUUCUUUGUGUUAUCUUUUCGGUUUGGUCAAGCUUUAAUUCCCUUUAAUUAGAUUUCACUAUUUAUUUUUGUCAGACAAACCGUUGGUUGACCCUUCUGUUUUUUCCCAUUUUCAAGUAAUUAACAAACUCACAACUAACAAUUCAAUCCAAUAGAAAAUCACUUUCAAACACAUAUAAAAUCCACCUCAAUGAGAAAUAGAUUUAUCAAAUUAUAAUCAGAAAGUUGAACAACGAGUAAAAGCGCAAUAAUCACAACUACGAGUGCUCAAUUAUUCACAAUGGCUACGUCCAAAACCUUAGCGGUCAUCCUAUUCCUAACAACUCUAGUUGCGUCCAGCAACGCGGCUAAAAAAGCCACAACGCGACCACUCGCCCCGGCCAUCCUAAUCUUCGGCGACUCAUCCUUUGACACGGGAAACAACAACUACCUCCCCGAUGCCAACUUCAAGUCUAAUCAUAUCCCUUACGGAGUCGACCUCCCAGGGAAAGCAGCGAGUGGUAGAUUCUCAAAUGGAAAGCUCUAUUGCGACAUCAUAGCCUCCAAGCUUCACAUCAAAGAGUUAGUACCUCCUUUUCUACAACCUAACCUCUCCGACACAGAAAUCGUCACCGGGGUUAACUUUGCAUCCGCUGGUUCUGGCUUUGACGACCAGACUAUGCUCUUGACCAAGGCCAUCCCCGUCGCAUAUCAACCUACCAUGUUAAAAAGUUACAUAACUCGUCUCAAAGGUAUUGUAGGGGAGAAGAAAGCGAUGGAGAUCAUCAAUAGUGCGAUCGUGAUGAUUAGUGCGGGUACUAACGAUUUCAUCUUGAACUAUUAUGAUUUCCCCUCAAGGCGUCAAGAGUAUCCUAAAGUAUCUGAUUACCAGAAUUUCGUGCUUAAGGGACUAGAAAAAUUCGUCAAGGAGCUUUACAAUUUAGGGUGCCGAAAAAUGUCGGUGGGUGGGUUGCCGCCUGUGGGCUGUUUGCCGAUCCAAGUAACCUCAAAACCCGGCAGAGGCAUAUCCAGAAGAUGCAUAAAAAGUGAGAACAAAGAUGCAGUCUUGUACAAUAGAAAACUUCAAAAGCUAUUGCCUGCUAUUGAAGCUUCUCUUCCAGGAAGCAAGAUCUUAUACGCAAAUGUCUACGAUCCCAUGAUGGACAUGAUGAAGCACCCUGCUAGAUACGGGUUUAAGGAAACCAAGAUAGGGUGUUGCGGAACAGGGGGUUUAAGUGACAUGUGCAAUUCCGGUUCUAAGUUGUGUUCCAAUCACUCUGAGUAUAUGUUCUUUGACUCUAUUCACCCUUCCCUCGCCACCUACACUUACCUCGCUGGCUCUAGCUACGCUACCUUAUCGAAGCUUCUUGAUGCCUAA